CUCUAGUCUCUCACAUCAGAAUCAAAGAAGCCGGCCGGUGCUACCACUAAUUUCUUCCAACCUCUCCAUAACCCUAUUACUGUUUCUUGGCUUACCGCAAAAUUAAAAAAUCUCUCAUUCAUAAAAGAUCACGUCCAUCCUUGAUGCUCUUCCGUGCAUAUAUGAUAUAUAUCGAACUUUGCCAAUCCACCAAACCACAAGAGAUAUAGCUAUGGCGACAAAGCUUGUUUUCUCUUCAAUACAAUGGCUGUGUUCUCACUUCUUUUGGGAAGCAACUAUAUCCCUGCUUGGAGUACUACUCGUUCUUCGUUGUAUACUUGAGAGACUCACCAAUAACGGUCCAAUGUUAUGGCCAGUUAUGGGGAUCAUACCAUCGCUAUUCCUUCAUAUCAACAACAUUUAUGAUUGGAUCACCGAGUCGUUGAUCAAAGCUGGUGGAACCUUCCACUUCAGGGGAAUGUGGAUGGGAGGGGCGUAUGGAAUCGUAACCGCUGAUCCUUCCAACAUUGAAUAUAUGCUCAAAACAAAGUUCAAGAAUUUCCCCAAAGGUAAGUACUAUAGAGAGAGAUUUUAUGACUUGCUUGGGAAUGGCAUUUUUAAUGCUGACGAUGAGUUGUGGAAGGAACAGAGGCGAAUUGCAAUUUCCGAGAUGCAUUCAACUCGGUUUGUUGAGCAUUCGUUUCAAACCAUGCAAGACUUGGUGCAUCAGAAGCUGCUGAAAUUGUUCGAGAAGCUUGUGGAGUCAAAGGACAGCUUCGAUCUCCAAGAAGUUCUUCUUCGGUUUACUUUUGACAACGUCUGCUCUGCCGCUUUUGGCGCUGAUCCUGGCUGCUUGGCCCUUGAUUUACCUAAAGUUCCGUUUGCAAAAGCUUUCGAAGAAGCCACAGAAUUGACCCUUUUCAGAUUCAUCGUGCCACCUUUUGUAUGGAAGCCCAUGAGGCACUUUGGGAUAGGAUACGAAAAGCGGCUCAAGGAGGCAAUAAAAAUCGUGCAUGAUUUCGCUGACAAGACAGUGGCACUUCGAAAGAACGAUUUAACCAAGUUUGGCAGCUUAAGUGAUCAUUGUGAUCUCUUGUCGAGGCUUAUUGAAGACUCUGAACAAGGUAAGAAAAGGAAUUUUCACGACAAAUUUCUCAGAGAUUUCUGCAUUAGUUUCACAUUAGCAGGGCGAGACACGAGCUCAGUGGCAUUGGCAUGGUUCUUCUGGUUAAUACACAAGAACCCAGAGGUGAAAAGCAGAAUUCUCAGUGAGAUUAAUGAAAUUUUGGGUUGCCGAAACUGCAAGAAUGUACUACAUGAUGAUCAUGACGUAGUUUUUACAGUGGAAGAACUAAAGAAGAUGGUGUAUCUACAAGCAGCAUUAUCAGAAUCUCUAAGGCUUUACCCUUCGGUGCCAAUGGACAUGAAAGAAGUAGUGGAAGACGAUGUUUUCCCGGAUGGUAACAUGGUUAAAAGGGGGGCUCGGGUUCACUACUGCAUUUUCACAAUGGCUAGAAUGGAGUCCGUAUGGGGAAAAGACUGCUUGGAGUUCAAGCCAGAGAGGUGGAUUAAAGACGGGCAGUUUGUGAGCGAGAAUCAGUUCAAGUAUACUGUGUUCAAUGCCGGUCCAAGAUUGUGUCUAGGGAAGAAAUUUGCUUAUAUGCAGAUGAAAAUGGUGGCUGCUUCAAUUCUGUUGAGGUAUGAAGUUAUGGUUGUUGAAGGCCAUGAAGUUGAUCCGAAACUCACAACCACUCUUUACAUGAAGCAUGGAUUGCUGGUGACUCUCGAGCGUACGUAGGUCGGUUGCCACGCUGUACUUUUUUAUGCCUAUAGCCUAUUUUAUUUGGAAUAUUUAAUGUAGUUGAAAAGUUUC
This is a messenger RNA of Alnus glutinosa, 1852 nucleotides long. RefSeq names its product cytochrome P450 86B1-like. The record is from RefSeq and is a predicted model, not a curated record. The transcript has a single exon. Gene Ontology annotation, molecular function: heme binding; monooxygenase activity; iron ion binding. Bases 212 to 1777 code for a protein of 521 amino acids. NCBI's taxonomy places the organism in Eukaryota, Viridiplantae, Streptophyta, Magnoliopsida, Fagales, Betulaceae.